Molecule: messenger RNA, 753 nt
Organism: Debaryomyces fabryi
Lineage: Eukaryota; Fungi; Ascomycota; Pichiomycetes; Serinales; Debaryomycetaceae
Gene: CCS1
Product: copper chaperone
Exons: 1
Coding region: 1-753 (250 amino acids)
Biological process (GO): superoxide metabolic process
Molecular function (GO): metal ion binding
Source: RefSeq, a predicted model, not a curated record
AUGACAAAAUCGUUUGAAAUUGUGUUUGCCGUUCCUAUGGAAUGUCAAUCAUGUGUUGAUGCCGUAUCUCAGUCAUUGAAAUCAUUGAACGGUGUAUCUAAAUUCGAUAUUGAUUUGAAAUCAAAUAUAGUCACCACAGAAGGAUCGGUUCCACCAUCCGAAAUCGUGAAAGCUAUACAGAGUACCGGAAAGGAUGCUAUCAUACGUGGUACAGGAAAGCCUAAUUCUGCGGCUGUGUGUAUUUUGGAGUCGUUUGAUCCAAAAGACUACCAACAACCGGUUAAAGGUUUGGCAAGAAUUGUGAGCGUCGGUGACAACGACCUAGUUGUCGAUUUAACCGUCAAUGGUUUGCCUAAAGGGACAUACUACCCGUCUAUCCGUAAAUCGGGCAAUUUGUCCAAAGGUGCAUUGUCUACUGGUGGGUGUUUCUACCCGUUAGCUCCCUUAGAUGUUGAUCAACCUGCUUCUGAAUCUACUGUCAUAAAUUCGCUUGGUGCUGCAUCUCAUACUUCCGAAGAAGGUCCAUUGUAUGCUGGUCAAGGCUUUCUACAUGCAAACUUGAAUAUAUCUGACUUAAUCGGCAGGAGCGUCAUCUUAUCCAAGUUGAAAGACGAAACUGCUCCCGACUCAUUAUGUGGAGUCAUCGCCCGCAGUGCUGGUGCUUGGGAGAAUGAUAAACAAGUUUGUAGUUGUUCAGGUAAAACCGUUUGGCAGGAGAGAUCUGAUGCUCUUGCUAAAGGCUUAAAAGUGUAA